Molecule: messenger RNA, 1057 nt
Organism: Cornus florida
Lineage: Eukaryota; Viridiplantae; Streptophyta; Magnoliopsida; Cornales; Cornaceae
Exons: 2
Coding region: 280-900 (206 amino acids)
Source: RefSeq, a predicted model, not a curated record
CCUCCUAGCAGGCAUUGACCUGGUCUUGUUGAUUGCCUCCUAAAAAUAAACAUACCCGCAAAUUUAGCACAAAAGAAUGAGGAUAUUAAGUUGUGAAUCACAAAUUAAAAAUUGUUGGUUGAUGGUGUCAGUCCUUUCUGAUGAUCAAAGACAAAAAUAAUAAAAUAAUAAAAAAACAAAAAUAAAAUAAAAAAAAACCACCUCUUAUUAUAUUCCAUUGUACCUGUCCAAUACCCCAUUCUAUUGUUUUUGGUGAUGGUGGUGGGUGGCCAUUGAUGCAUGGUAGAACCACCCACCAUGGCAGGCGGCGGCACACCACCACCACGGAAGAUCAUAGUGGUAGCGGACCCCACGCGCGAGUCAGCAGCUGCGCUCCAAUACGCCCUCUCUCAUGCAGUCCUUGAACACGACACAUUGAUCCUCCUCCAUGUCAAGAAUCCAAAUGCAUGGAGGAACCCCAUUAACUUCUUCAAGUGGCCGGCCCCCACCGGCUCCUCCACCACAGAAGGGGGUGGUGGCGGUGGUGGUGGUGGUGGUGGUGCCGGAGGGGAUGUUGACUUUCUCGAAGCAAUGAAGCAUGCUUCCGAGAUGGCACAUCCGAAGCUACGUGUGCAGGUGGAGAGGGUAGAACUGGAUGGCAAGGACAAGCCUUCUGUAGUUAUUCAUCAUUGCACGGUGCAUGCAGCUGAUCUCGUUGUGGUUGGGCAACGAUGGAGACUUAGCAAUGCAAUAUUAGGACAUAGGCGGAAUGGGUCACUUGGGUCAUUAAGAGGAAUAGACACAGCAGAGUAUUUGAUUGAGAACAGCAAGUGUACCUGUGUUGCAGUGCAGAAAAAGAGCCAAAAUGCAGGCUAUCUUCUCAAUACAAAAACCCACAAAAAUUUUUGGCUCCUGGCAUAAGCUUGGAUGGAUUCAGCCACUUGUUCCUGAGAAAUUGCUUGCACUCUUCAUAGUUUACUACUUUUCCAGUCAGUUUGUUAAAUUUCAGUUCAUUAAUUGUUUCCAUAUUUUGUUCCUACAGAAACAGAUCAAUUUGAUUCACUGUUCUGUAUAGUGA